Boleophthalmus pectinirostris (great blue-spotted mudskipper) is the source of this 6030-nucleotide messenger RNA. It is a transcript of the gene arid4a, whose product is annotated as AT rich interactive domain 4A (RBP1-like). Gene Ontology annotation, biological process: regulation of transcription by RNA polymerase II. Gene Ontology annotation, cellular component: nucleus. NCBI's taxonomy places the organism in Eukaryota, Metazoa, Chordata, Actinopteri, Gobiiformes, Gobiidae. The record is from RefSeq and is a predicted model, not a curated record. Gene Ontology annotation, molecular function: transcription cis-regulatory region binding.
CAGCCAAUGGGGAGGCGGGAAACAGAGCUCCGGGCUCAGACGCCUGUUGUUCGCUUCGAGGCUCAGAGGAAGCUGCUCCGUCGAUGAAUUGAGUUCUGCUGCGAUUUGGAGCUGGACUCCCUCAAAUAACAACAACAUGAAGGCAGUGGAGGAGCCUGCCUACCUGAGCGUGGGGACAGAUGUGAGUGCGAAGUACAGAGGAGCGUUCUGUGAGGCCAAAAUCAAAACGGUCAAACGCCUCGUCAAAGUCAAGGUGACUCUGAAGGGGGAGGGGACGUCUCAGGUGGUGCAUGACGACCAGGUCAAAGGUCAGCUCAGGGUGGGGUCUGUGGUGGAGGUGAAGACCAAUGAAGGGUUGAACUCUGAGGCCGUCAUCAGCAAACUCACCGACGCCUCCCUGUACACCGUGGUUUUUGACGACGGAGACGAGAAAACUCUGAGGAGGACGUCUCUGUGUCUCAAAGGAGAGAGACACUUCGCCGAGAGCGAGACCCUGGACCAGCUCCCGCUCACAAACCCAGAGCAUUUUGGGACGCCUGUGAUCGGCAAGAAAUCCAACAGGGGGCGCCGCUCCUCACAGGCCGUCGCUGGUGAGGAGCAGGAGUGUUCUUCGUCUUCGUCGGAGGAGGAGGAGAGCAGAGUGUGUGACGAGCUCCUGGGCUCCGUCUGCUCUUUGGACGGAGCAGAACCGGGUCUGGUCCUGGUGCUGUCUCCGGUGUGUAACGAGGAGCUGGUGGUGAAGAAGGAUCACUGUCUGGUUCGUUCUUUUGGAGACGGGAAGUUCUCCACCGUGCUCCGCCGACACCUGCACACGCUAAACUCCGCCUCCAUCUGCAAACCCGAGCUCGCCAACAGGAAAGGUACGGACGCGUUCCUCAGGACCCGGGCGGUUCCGGACGUGUGGAAAAUGGACCUGAGUCAGAUCCUGGAGUCGUCGUCCGACAGUGACGAAAAACACAGCGACGAAGAACGAGAAGAAAACGAAGAGAGACGCAAGAAACGACUUCAGGAGGAGCCCGAGGAGGAGCCCGACCCCGACGAGAGAGACAACUUCCUCCAACAACUCUACAAGUUCAUGGAGGACAGAGGGACCCCCAUAAACAAACCCCCCGUGCUGGGCUAUAAGGACCUGAACCUGUUUAAGUUGUUCCGGUUGGUGACGGUCCAGGGCGGCUGCGGCGCCAUCGACUCUGGCACCGUCUGGAAACAGAUCUACACCGACCUGGGCAUCCCCGUCCUCAACUCUGCCGCCGCCUACAACGUCAAGACGGCCUACAAGAAAUACCUGUUUGGGUUCGAGGAGUUCUGCCGCUCGGCGCUCAUCACCUUCAGAACCAUCCACCACAAACACCCCCGCCCCCCCGUCUCCCCGACCAAUCAGAGAGCGCCCUCGGACACCAAGACCAGCCCCCCGUCCAAUCACAGAGCGCCGCCGGAGCCCACGAGCGGCCCCGCGCCCAAUCAGAGUGCGGCAGGGGCGGAGCUCAAAGACGCUGUGAAAACGGAGACAGAAUCAGAGAGCGAGAGCGACCGUGAAAGCGACCGCGACAACGACCGAGAGAACGACCGCGACGGCGAACACGACGCCGACCGCGAAGGCGACCGCGAGGGCGACAGAGAGGAGCGCCACGCCUCCCCCAGAGGUCGGCGUCGCGCCGUGCUCCCCCUAAAGGACAAACGAGGCACUGACUCUGACGAACAGCGAGAGCCGCGCAAACGCACGCCUAGACAAACUGACCAAUCAGAGCGCACACCCAGACUCACCGACCAAUCAGAGAGCGGGGGCAGGCUCACUGACCAAUCGGAGAGAGGCUCAGACGACGAGGAAGACGACGACGACGACGAAGAGGACGAACCUCCGCACCAGCCCACAGAGAGGUCGGAGGAGGACCCUGACGGAGUGACCGGGACCAGAGUCCGGGUCAAAUACGGUCGAGGAAAAACUCAGAAGAUUUAUGAGGCUCACAUCAAAAAGACCGACAUUGACAACGGAGAAAACUUCUACCUGGUGCAUUAUUACGGCUGGAACGUCAGGUACGACGAGUGGGUGAAGGCCGACCGCAUCAUCUGGCCCUCGGAGAAAGGAUCCAAGAAGAAAGGGAGGGGCAAACUGAAGAAGGAGGAGGGGCCUCUGGACGAGGAGCGCCCAUCGCAGGUGAAGAGUUCUGGGGGUCGCCGGGGUCGACCUCUGGGCAGCAAGAACAAGACCAACGGCCGAGCCCCCGAGAGACGACCCGAGUCUGGACCCAACCUGUCCAACGGAGACAACAGUGAGUACCCCACGAAUCCCCGACCUGUACCCGACCUGUCCAACGAAGACAGUGAGUACUCCACGUGUGCCCGACCUGUAACCGACCUGUCCAACGGAGACGGUGAGUACUCCACGUGUGCCCGACCUGUAACCGACCUGUCCAACGGAGACGGUGAGUACUCCACGUGUGCCCGACCUGUAACCGACCUGUCCAACGGAGACGGUGAGUACUCCACGUGUGCCCGACCUGGACCCGACCUGUCCAACGGAGACAGUGAGUACCCACGAGUCCCCGACCUGGACCCAACCUGUCCAACGGAGACGGUGAGUACUCCACGUGUGCCCGACCUGGACCCGACCUGUCCAACGGAGACAGUGAGUACCCACGAGUCCCCGACCUGGACCCGACCUGUCCAACGGAGACGUCCCCGACCUGGACCCAACCUGUCCAACGGAGACGGUGAGUACUCCACGUGUGCCCGACCUGGACCCGACCUGUCCAACGGAGACAGUGAGUACUCCACGAAUCCCCGACCUGUAACCGACCUGUCCAACGGAGACGGUGAGUACUCCACGUGUGCCCGACCUGGACCCGACCUGUCCAACGGAGACAACACUCCUCGCAGAAGAACCAGGAGGACCUCAGGGAUGUACGACUCGGACCGGGCCUCAGACGAGGAUUCUGGGAACUCGUCUGACGACAGCGAAUCAGAAGACUCGAUGGAGAAGAAGCGGUUUCCGUGGCGACGGCAGGAGGCGGGGCCCAAACAGGAAGCGGAGCUGCGUCUGAAACGGGAAGAGGAGGAGCCGAGCCUCGAGGACACGUCUGACCCCGCCCCCAAACCCGCAGACACUACAUCUCCCAGCAUGCACCAGGACACCGCCCACGGCCAAUCAGAGCAGGGGGCGGGGCCAGAGCAGCCGCCCGUCACUCCAGAGAAGAAGGCUCUGGCCCCGCCCACUCUGCUCCUGGACUCCUCCCCCAGACUCAAGCUCCUCCCCUCGGUCCCGCUCGUGCCCCUCCCCCCUCGCUCUGAGCCAAUGGUCGUCCUCCAUCACUGUUUACCCCCAGACUCCGACACAGACUCCGCCUCCGAGAGCGACAGCGAGAAGGAGGAGAGGAGAGGAGGAGUCGGAGGAGGAGGAGAGGAGGAGACACGGGCCCAAGGAGACGCUCGAGACGUGAAGGACGAGAGGACGGAAGACGAGAAGGACGAGGGGACGCAGGAGGACGACGUCAGGAGUCUCCUUCAUAACAGAUCUCCUCUGAGAGAACGACACCCGCUCCCACGAAGCCCCCACAAGGAACGCUCCACCCACCAGACAUCUCCACCCGCCGACAGGAGCCAGGCCGACAGGAGCCAGGCCGACAGGAGCCAGGCCGACAGGAGCCUCAGACCAGAGCAGACAGAAGGCGCCAACUCUCCGCUCCGACCGAUCAGAACCGAGGAAGAGAAACCAAACACGACGCAGGGAGAGAAGACGCCGCUGAGACACGACCGACACGAAGAACAAGGUCCACCACAAGGUCCACCACAACCACAAAGUCAACCGCAGGGUCCUCCACACGAGAGCGCUGAUGUUCCCAACGAAGAGCCAGGCGAAGGGCAGACGACGGCCGAAACACAGGACAGAACUGAGCCUGAAAAUCCACCAAAACCUGAAGAACAUCAGGAACAGAUAGAAGAAAGAACGGAGAAGAACGAAGCGGAGAAAACCCCGGUGAAGCGUAAGGCUCCAGAGCAGAAGAGUCCAGAGAAGAAACUCAAGACAGAAACAAAAACGUCUCCAAAUACUACAAACAUGGCUGACACGGAGCAGCAGAGCAGAGCGACGGAACAGGAGGAGGUAAAGAUGGAGGUGUCGGAGGUUAAAGGAGAGGAGGAGCAGAAGUUGGAGCAGAAGUUGGAGCAGAAGUUGGAGCAGAAGUUGGAGCAGAAGUUGGAGCAGAAGUUGGAGCAGAAGUUGGAGCAGGUAGAGCAGGAGCAGAGAGAAGCCACCCUCCCCAUGGGCCCCGAGGCGUUGGUUUGUCACGAGGUGGACCUGGACGAGCCCGACGAGCGCGAGAAAGCCGUGAGCGCCUCAGAGCAGCUCCUGCUCAUGAUGAGAGAAUCACACCUGCACCUGUCCCCGCCCACGCCGCACAAAACCCAGCCCACGCCCUCCAAAGGCCUGUCCACGCCACCCAAAGCCCCGCCCACUGCGCCAGAGCACAACUGCGGCGAGCGGAGAGACGAGCGAGGACACGAGGAGGGACGCCAGCGAGGACACGAGGAGGGACGCCAGCGAGGACACGAGGAGGGACGCCAGCGAGGACACGAGGAGGGACGCCAGCGAGGACACGAGGACGCCAACUCCAGUCCUAUGUCCAACUCCUCCCACUGCGACCGAGGUCAGAAGAGAGUUCUGGAGGGACACAGUCCAACUGUGAAGAAACACAAACGACACAAGAGACCAACACCACAAAAACACGACAAGAACGGAGCCGGUCACAGCAGCGACAGUGAAGACCAGAGUCACAAACACUGUCCCUCCCCGACCAGCAGAGGGCACAAGUGGACCCUGCACAUCGACGACCUGGAGAAGAUGUCGUCUUCAGAGAGGAUUUCGUUUCUUCAGGACAAACUUCAGGAAAUCAGGAAAUAUUAUCUGAGCCUGAAGUCUGAGGUGGCGUCAAUAGACCGAAGAAGAAAACGACUGAAGAAGAAAGAACGAGAAGUGUCGCACACGGCCUCAGCCUCGUCUUCGUCAGACGCCGCCCUCAGCCCCUCCUCCUCCUCUCCGUCUCAGAGCUCAUUGGCUGUGGAGGUCAGGUGAUGCUUGGCUUGGCCCCGCCCCCUCGCUGCCUCCGACCAUCGCCUCAAAAACGCCUCCACCCCGACACACACCUGUACACACACCUGAGCAGAUCCAGGUGGGGUUUUAUUGUGAAGGUUCCUCUGUGCUUCCUGCUUUUCAUCUUUUAUAUGAAUCAGAGCUUUUAUUUUGGUAAAAAUCACAAAACGUUAAAAAGUCAUGGUGGCGGCGGCAGGAAGCACACGCUCUGUCAAAGUAAAAGUCUUUUUCCUCAAACAGAAACUGAACCAAUGUGGCGAGAAAGUGAGCGCUUUUAUUUUGAAGGGACGUGAGGUUUGUGCAGCGAGAAUGUAAACGAGCCCAGAAUGUGUUUUAUACAACUUUUUUAGACUUUUCAUUUUUCACUUGUUCUUUUUUUUUUUUUUUUUUUUUUAAAGAUGAAUUUGUCUUUUGUUUUAUUCCAGUGAUUUAUUUAUUUCCACUGUUUUAACGUUUAAUUUUGUCGUUUUAAACUGUUACAGAAGCAGCUCCAGGUUUGUGUUUGAGGAAAAGUUCAAAUCACAAAAAUGUUUUUCUUCACAACAAACGGAACGUUUAAUGACCCAAUUUAGUCCUGGUUCAGUCCUGGUUUAGUCCUGGUUUAGUCCUGGUUUAGUCCUGGUUUAGUUCUGGAUCCAGUGCAGUUUUAGUUGAAUCUCUUUAAAAUCAAAACUUUAAAUUGUUCUGAAACGUUUCUGUUGUUGUGAAGUGACCUCUGACCCCUCUGACCCCCGUGACCUGUGACCUGUGCGCGUCUGGAGUGAGGCGUUCUUGAGGCGAGCGGCGCCCCCUGCAGUUUGUACAGAGCUAUGGAACCAUGUGGACUCUCUGUAAAGAAUGAUUUAUAAUAUUUUUUAAAAAGUUUGUACUCGUUUUAUCAAAUGAACAAAUGUCGUUUUUUAUGUCACUUUUCUGUAAAUAAAUAAAUACAGAAAUAAAUCAAA